Molecule: messenger RNA, 867 nt
Organism: Zasmidium cellare ATCC 36951
Lineage: Eukaryota; Fungi; Ascomycota; Dothideomycetes; Mycosphaerellales; Mycosphaerellaceae
Product: glycoside hydrolase family 114 protein
Exons: 3
Coding region: 1-867 (288 amino acids)
Source: RefSeq, a predicted model, not a curated record
AUGGCAAUGGCAAUGUUCCUGGCGAUCGCGGCAUUCGCUGCUCCUGCCUUCUCCUGGAACCCGGGCUUCGCUGGUAUCCCCUUUCCCUUCCACGACGUGCCAGUCCCAUGGGAAGGUCAUGGCAGCGCCUUCGUGAAGCCCACUGCCGGAACGACAUGGAACAUUCAACUCAUCAGUCUGCCAUCGGUAGACCAGGCCAAUGAUCCAGCGUGUUCCUUAUGGGACUUCGAUAUGGAGGGGGCUGACAAGAAACUCAUUGACGCCUUCCACGCCAAGAACCAUUCGGUCGCCUGCUACUUCUCGGCUGGAAGCUGGGAGGACUUCCGCAAGGAUGCUGACGACUUUCCCAAAGAAGCACUUGGAAAGGUUAUGAAGGGGUGGGAGAACGAGAAAUGGGUCGAUACGCGCAACCAACAGCUCAGAGACGUUAUCAAGAAGCGGAUCCAGUCUGCUAAGAACAAGGGUUGUGAUGCUAUCGAUGCCGAUAACGUCGACGGCUACUCCAACGACACAGGUUUCGACCUCACCGAAGACGACGGCGUCGACUACGUCAAAUUCCUCGCCGGCGCCGCCCACGACCUCGGCAUGGCAUACGGGCUGAAGAACGCCGAAGAUAUCCUCGAGCGCGUUCUGGACGUCUCGCAGUUCUCUGUGCAAGAAGAGUGCGUCUUCUACCAGGACUGUGACAAAUUCCAGCCCUUCAUCAAGGCAAACAAGCCUGUCUUCAACAUCGAGUACCCCGAUGACAAGCCAGAUGAGUCGUUGAAAGACUUCGUCAAGGAGUCCUGCAGCGACGCAAAUGCCAGGGGCUUCUCGCAGCUGAUCAAGCAGAGGGACUUGGGCGAUUUUACAGAGACCUGCCCUUGA